This is a messenger RNA of Phodopus roborovskii (desert hamster), 4523 nucleotides long. It is a transcript of the gene Marcks, whose product is annotated as myristoylated alanine rich protein kinase C substrate. Gene Ontology annotation, cellular component: actin filament bundle; plasma membrane; cytoplasm. Gene Ontology annotation, molecular function: actin filament binding; calmodulin binding. Lineage: Eukaryota; Metazoa; Chordata; Mammalia; Rodentia; Cricetidae. Gene Ontology annotation, biological process: actin filament organization; central nervous system development. The record is from RefSeq and is a predicted model, not a curated record.
UGGAACGCGGAGAAAGAGAACAUGCUACACGCACACAAAUCCUACCCAUUGUCUUUUAACACUUGCAUACACACUCAUACACGUAAACACACGGGAAGAUGGGGGAGGGGACAGAGUGGCGAGAGACAGACACGGAUAUAGACCGACAAGAGUCAUUGCGAGUCAAGUUAAAGCUUUCUCCGCCCCCAUCCAUAAGUACCCCCUCCCGUGCUAAUUGAUUCCAAACAAAGCAAGCCAAUCAAGAGAUGCAUGAUUAUAUUCAGGCCGAGGGAGACGAGAAGCACGUAUUUUUUAAUUGAUUUAUUUAUUUGGAGGGCAUUAAUUCUCGGUCUGAGGCUGAUUUUCAAACCGUUUGCAAAGCGCGGCUCCAUUGUUCGCCGGGAGCGCAGGCCCCGCCUCCUGCUUUGUGUGCGGCGCACGGAUUGGCCAGCGCGCGCGGGGGCCGCGUCAGCGCCCGCGAGCCCAUUCAUCUGUGCACUUGGGCGUUGGACCCCGCAUCUUAUUAGCAACCAGGGAGAUUUCUCCAUUUUCCUCUUGUCUACAGUGCGGCUACAAAUCUGGGAUUUUUUUUUUAUUACUUCUUUUUUUUUUAAACUACACUUGGGCUCCUUUAUUGUGCUCGACUUUUCCACCUUUUUCCCUCCCUCCUGCGCUGCUGCUUUUUGAUCUCUUCGACUAAAAUUUUUUUAUCCGGAGUGUAUUUAAUCGGGUCUCUUCUGUCCUCCUCGCCACCCCACCCCCUCCCUCCGGUGUGUGUGCCGCCGCCGCUGUCGCUGCCGCCGCCGCUGCUCGCCCCGUCGUUCCACCAACCCAAGGCUCUUUGUUUCCUCUCUUGGAUCUGUUGAGUUUCUUUGUUGGAGAAGCCAGCAUGGGUGCCCAGUUCUCCAAGACCGCAGCGAAGGGAGAAGCCGCCGCGGAGAGGCCCGGGGAGGCGGCUGUGGCCUCGUCGCCUUCGAAAGCAAAUGGGCAGGAGAACGGCCACGUCAAAGUGAACGGGGACGCGUCGCCCGCGGCCGCCGAGCCGGGCGCCAAGGAGGAGCUGCAGGCCAACGGCAGCGCCCCGGCCGCCGACAAGGAGGAGCCCGCGGGCGGCGGCGCCGCGUCCCCCUCGGCGGCCGACAAGGACGAGGCGGCGGCCGCGGCGGCCCCGACGGGCGCCGCCGACAAGGAGGCCGCCGAGCCCGAGCCCGCCGAGCCCGGCUCCCCCGCCGCCGCCGCCGAGGCCGAGGCCGCGUCCGCCUCCUCCACGUCGUCGCCCAAGGCGGAGGACGGGGCCGCGGCGUCGCCCAGCGGCGAGACCCCGAAAAAAAAGAAGCGCUUCUCCUUCAAGAAGUCCUUCAAGCUGAGCGGCUUCUCCUUCAAGAAGAACAAGAAGGAGGCGGGCGAGGGCGCUGAGGCCGAGGGCGCCGCCGCCGAGGGCGCCAAGGACGAGGCCACGGCAGCGGCGGCCCCCGCGGCGGGCGAGGCGGCCCCGGGGGAGCAGGCGGGCGCCGAGGGCGCGGCGGCGGCGGCGGCCGGGGAGGCCGAGGCGGCGGAGGCCGAGCAGCCCGAGCAGCCGCCGGCGACCCAGGAGCCCCAGGCCGAGGAGGCCUCGCAGGCGGCGGGGGAGAAGGCGGAGGAGGCCGCGCCCGGCGCCGCAGCCGCAGCCGCAGCCGCCACGGCGGGCGACGCGCCCUCCGCCGCCGGCCCCGAGCACGAGGCGCCCGCCGAGGACCCCGCGGCCUCCGCCGGCCCCGCCGCGUCGCCCGAGCCGCAGCCCGAGUGCAGUCCGGAGGCGCCCGCCGCGGCCGCCGAGUAAGCGCGAGCGAGCCUCCCGCGCCGGCCAGAACUCUUCCCCUCGUUUGUUUGUUGGAGUGGUGCCAGGUACUGGUUUUGGAGAACUCGUCUACAACCAGGGAUUGAUUUUUAAAGAUGUCCUUUUUUUCUUUUCUUUUUUAAUUUUCACGGUUUUUUUUCCUUAAGCAGCCAAUUUUGUUCAUUUUUUUUUUUUUAAGUAUCCCCCCUCCCCCUUUCCCACAGAUUCCCAUCUCAAAUCAUUGCUACCACCAUUCCGACAGGUCGAGGACAGUGUAGACAGCUUCCUCCGCCUUCUUUCUUUGUGUUUAAUUUUUUUUUUUUUUGCAUCAGUAUUAAUGUUUUUUGCAUACUUUGCAUCUUUAUUAAAAAAUGUAAACUUUCUUUGUCAAAUCUAUGGACGUGCCCAUAUAUGAAGGAGAUGGGUGGGUCAAAAAGAAAUAUCAAAUGAAGUGACAGGGGCCACUAUGGGAAAUUGGAGCAGUGUAUAACAUUGCCAAGAUAAUAUGCCACUAGAAAUGAUGGUGUAAAGGCUUAGUUUUUUUUUUUUUUUUUUUUUUUUUUUUUUUAUUUUUUAAAGAAAAGUUAUUACGAUGUAUUUUGUGAGGCAGGUUUACAACACUACAAGUUUUGAAUAAGAAGGAAAGAGGAAAAAAUAAAUAAAAACAUCAAUACCCAGAUUUAAAAAGAAAAAAAAGAUCAUAUAGUCUUAGGAGUUCAUCUAAAUCAUAGGAACUUCUCGCUUAUCUCCUGUUAGCUGUACCAGUCAGUGAUUAAGUAGAAUUACAAGUUGUAUAGGCUUUAUUGUUUAUUGCUGGUUUAUGACCUUAAUAAAGUGUAAUUAUGUAUUACCAGCAGGGUGUUUUUAACUGUGACUAUUGUAUAAAAACAAAUCUUGAUAUCCUUCAGAAGCACAUGAAGUUUGCAACUCUCCACCCUGCCCAUUUUUGUAAAACUGCAGUCAUCCUGGACCUUUUAAACACAAAUUUUAAACUCAACCAAGCUGUGAUAAGUGGAAUGGUUACUGUUUAUACUGUGGUAUGUUUUUGAUUACAGCAGACAAUGCUUUCUUUUCCAGUUGUCUUUGAGAAUAAAAGAAAAACAAAUCUUCAGAUGCAAUGGUUUUGUGUAGCAUCUUGUCUAUCGUGUUUUGUAAAUACUGGAGGAGCUUUGACCAAUUUGACGUAGAGCUGGAAUGUAACUUUGCUUACAAACAUUGCUAUUCAACUCCUGCUUAAGGUGUUCUAAUUUUCUGUGAGCACACUAAGAGCAAAAAAAUAAAUGUGAAUAAAAUGUACAAAUUUGUGGUGUUUUUUUAUGUUCUGAGGCUGACUUCUAGGUUAAUUUUUAGGAAGACCUUGCAUGCCAUCAGAAGUACAUUUGGUUGUGGUUUCUUAUAUGACCUUUUCAAGCUCUGAAGUUCACAAAUCAGUGUCAGAUUACUUAUGUAGGAAGGUCUUGUACGUGUGUCGAUUGUUACCAUUUAUCUGCUUUUAGUUUGCAUUUAAAAAUUGAAAAUUACUUUUACUGUAGUUAUUUUAUAGCAUGCCAGAUGAAGUCACUUAAGACAAAUGUGGCUCGACCCUAAGACUAUUUAAAAUGUCUUAUGAGACCAUUUUAUAAUCCAUUUUCUUGUCAUGCAGGUCCAGAAAUUUAAAUUUUAUAACCAAUAAGAGUGUUGACUUCAGGCUGCACAUAAGUCAUGAAAAGAUGGACAGACAUGUUUACAUGUUGGUGGUAUAUAGCCUGCUAGUAUAAGGCUUAGCAUUUGGCUAAUUUCUAAAACAUUGCUUAAAUGUUGUGCUACACUUUAAGAAAAUAGGUUUCUAUAUGGAAUUAAUGGUGUUGAAUGGACAGCAUUGUCGGUUUAUGGACCAUUCGCAGAACUGCAAACUCUUUUUUUUUAAUCGAAGUGUUGGCAUCUUGUUAUUCAAAAGGAAAGAUGCUUCUUUAUAUAUUAAUUCUUACUAGUUUACUUUCUCCUAACUGGAUGUUUUUACUGGACCCUAAACUGAUUGAGUUUAUGGCCAUUGCUGUAUUAAAUGCAAAGUAGUCCACCUGUUGUGCUGUUGUUGAACAGGGUGUGGUUCAUGCUGAACCACACCUGUGACAGCACCUCAAGAUUACAUCGUAUUAAUAAAGAAUAAUAGCUUAGCUUUUCGAUAAUGCUGUAAUUGAAAUAAUGGAUCAAAAUUAAUGGUUUCUUUUCUUUCUAAACACCCUCCCCACUAAUGCAACCAAGUAACAUUUGGAAAGAGGAAACUUGAUCCUGAUUUUGGAAGAUCGAAGUCAAACCUGGUAACCAAAGGACUGAUUUGUGGGUCUUUCCCACUUUAACCAACUUGUUUGAAAAUCCCUAGUUGGCCAAGUAUGGUGCCUGGUGUGUAGUAGGACUCAACUGAAAUGGGUUUUGAAAAGUAACUCCUAAAGUGAGUAAUUGAAAAUACUGUUUAGAAAAUGAUUCUAUAUUGCUGGGUUUGUUCUUUUAUCAGCUCGGGUUAUUAAGAUGCAUUAUUUUGAUUUUAAUCACUGCCUAAGACACUCUGGGUGGUAUCGGUGGAGUGGCGGAUUUUCCUCCAAGUGACUAAAUACAAUUUGACAUACUUUUCAUCCAAAGUUUUGUACAUCCUGUUGUUUUCUAAUGGAAAAAAAAAAUGUUAAUAUGGCUUUUUUGUACUACUAAAAAUAGCUUUGAGAUUAAGGAAAAUAAAUAACUCUUGUACAGUUCA